GUUUAAGUAGUGUAACAAAAGUUCAAAGGUCAUUUUCGUCUGCUAAAGGAAGUGAGGAAAGAGCACCUGCUUUUACGUAAAUCAGCUGAUUUUGUCCGGUUACAAAGUUGUGCAGUCUCAACAUCUUACAGAUAUGUCAGAGUAUUUGAAGCCUGCUGCAGCCAUCGCACUGCCCUAUGUAGGGGCAGCCUUUGGUUCCCUAAUAUCAAGGAGAAAUAUUUCAACUUGGUAUGAGAAUAUCAAGCGCCCCUCCUGGCGGCCCCCUAACUAUCUGUUUGGACCCGUGUGGACCGCUCUGUAUGGAGGUAUGGGGUAUGCUUCCUAUCUGGUUUGGAAGGAUGGAGGGGGGUUCCAGGGGGAUGCAGCCUUACCCCUGGCUUUGUACGGCACACAGCUGGCUCUCAACUGGGCAUGGACGCCCAUCUUCUUUGGAGCCCACAGGCUGGGGCUGGCUACCAUAGAGAUUGGUUGUCUAUGGGGGACCAUUGUAGCCACAAUUUUCGCAUUCCGCGAGGUCAACACCACAGCGGCCUACAUCAUGGUCCCGUAUCUGGGCUGGGUGACCUUCGCCUCAGUGUUGAACUUCAAAAUUUGGAGAAUGAACAAAGAGGAUAAAGAUACAAAGACAUCAUAGAGACAAACAUAAUUAGCUAUUGUUAUAAUGUAAAAAAACUAGUCAGAAUGGCAUUUAUAGAGAGAAGUUUAUGUUUGGAUUAGUGUAUUUGAAUUGUGUUUUAUUUGCUUAUUAAAGUACUUAGGGAGAUGGCUAAAAUGGGCUGAGCCUGCUGCCAAAUCCCAUUCACUUCUAGAUCUGUGAAUAAAAUAUUGUUUAAAGUUAAA
Molecule: messenger RNA, 840 nt
Organism: Saccostrea cuccullata (small rock oyster)
Lineage: Eukaryota; Metazoa; Mollusca; Bivalvia; Ostreida; Ostreidae
Product: translocator protein-like
Exons: 4
Coding region: 134-634 (166 amino acids)
Cellular component (GO): mitochondrial outer membrane
Source: RefSeq, a predicted model, not a curated record